Nothobranchius furzeri (turquoise killifish) is the source of this 2523-nucleotide messenger RNA. NCBI's taxonomy places the organism in Eukaryota, Metazoa, Chordata, Actinopteri, Cyprinodontiformes, Nothobranchiidae. The record is from RefSeq and is a predicted model, not a curated record.
AUGGUUGUACAACAGGUGGAAGUCGAUUAUGAUGAAAUAAUUGACUUUGAUAUGGACUGUGAACAGCAGGUGACCCUUAAACAAGAAAUGGAGACUCCCGAGUUUAAGGAAACCGAAAACCAAUCCACUAUUUCUGCUGAGCCAAAGAUUCCUCUUCAGGAACUUCUGAAACAGGAAAAUGACAAAAGAGUGGCAGCAGAAGCUUGCUACCUAUCAUUUAUAGAACAGACUGAAGAAUUAGACAAGUGGAUGGAUUGUCAGCAGAACAAGUUUGUGACGCUGGACAUGAAAUUACAGGAGCAGAAGAACGUAAACGAGGAUUUAAAUCAGAUCUGCUCUGAUCUUAAAGGAGAAACAGAAGAGGGCUCUAGGUUUUCUGGAAUACCAAGAACAGGUUUGGAAACUAUGAUUAUGGAUCUGGAAAAGCAGCUGAGUAAUGAAAACGCAGACCGAACCAAGACUGAAAAGAAACUUGACGAUAAGCAGGUGAGUUUCAAACAGCAGCUUGAACAAAAAGACUUGCUCUGUGAAAAUCUGCAGGACAAUUUAAACCAGGAACGCCAGCUCAGACUCAGCUAUGAGCAAGACCUGAAGAACUCCCAGCAUAUAGUCACGGUGAACGAAAACCUGAAGGAGGUCAGAGACCUGAAGAGACAGAACAGUGACUUAAGAGAGAUGCUGGAUAAAGUCAAGAGAGACCAAAGACUUGCAGAGACAAAACGUCUAGGAGAGCAAAACUAUUUCAAACACCAGCUCAAAGAAAAUAAACUGGUUUGUGAAAAUCUAGAAAAGAGUCUCAGCAAAGAAAGCCAGCGUCGUCUGCUCUGUGAAAAAGAGCUGAAAGAAACCAAAGAUCAGAUUAGUGUGAUGAGCGGAAACAUGAAAAAACUAACAAUCGAUCUGAACAAGACAAACGUGGAGCUCAGCGAGAAGCUAGCUAAGGCAGAUGAGAUGUCUGAAGAGCUGGAGAGCUGUAAACAGCAGCUCCAGCAGAAAUCUUCUGUCUGCGAAGAGCUUCGAGAGAGUCUGACCAAAGAACGACAGCUUAGACUUAAUAAUGAAGCUGAACUGAUGGAAAACAAAGUGAAACUCGGUGAGAUUUCUCAGCUGAAGCAGGAAAACGACCAGUUGCAGCAGAGAAACAUCUAUCUCUGUGUCACGAUGUACCAACUGAGCUGCGGAAGAAAUGAGGAAGUAGAGAAAUUUAAAACACAGCUGACACAAACUUGUGAAAUACUCCAAAACAAUCUCACUGAAGAGAGAAAGCUCAGACUGAGUUAUGAGGCGGAGCUGGAUAAAAACAGGGCUAUAAUUAGUGAGAAUUCUCACCUCAAAAACGAAAUCAUCGAUUUAAAGCAGAGAAACGCUGAUCUCUGCGUCUCGAUGGACGUACAGAGCUGCAGAAGAGACGAGGAACUGGAGAACUUUAAAACACAGCUGACAGAAAUUUCCGAAGAACUCCAAAACACUCUCUCUGAAGAGGAAAAGCUCAGACUGAGUUAUGAGGCGGAGCUGGAUAAAAACAGAGCUAUAAUAAGUGAAAAUUCUCACCUCAAAAACGAAAUCAUCGAUUUAAAGCAGAGAAACGCGGAUCUCUGCCUGGUGAUCGACCAGCAGAACGUUCAAAGAGCCGAAUCAGACAGGAAGCUAGCUCAGGAGCUGCAGAGCGUCGAGCAGCAGCUGCAACGUAAAACUUCUGUCUGCGAAGAGCUUCGAGAGAGUCUGACCAAAGAACGACAGCUUAGACUUAAUAAUGAAGCUGAACUGAUGGAAAACAAAGUGAAACUCGGUGAGAUUUCUCAGCUGAAGCAGGAAAACGACCAGUUGCAGCAGAGAAACAUCUAUCUCUGUGUCACGAUGUACCAACUGAGCUGCGGAAGAAAUGAGGAAGUAGAGAAAUUUAAAACACAGCUGACACAAACUUGUGAAAUACUCCAAAACACUCUCACUGAAGAGAGAAAGCUCAGACUGAGUUAUGAGGCGGAGCUGGAUAAAAACAGAGCUAUAAGUAGUGAGAAUUGUCACCUCAAAAACGAAAUCAUCGAUUUAAAGCAGAGAAACUCGGAUCUCUGCCUGGUGAUCGACCAGCAGAACAUUCAAAGAGCCGAAUCAGACAGGAAGCUAGCUCAGGAGCUGCAGAGCGUCGAGCAGCAGCUGCAACAUAAAACUUCUCUUUGUGAAAACCUGAAAGACGGUUUCUCCAACAGACUUACCCUCAUGCAUGAACUGUAUGAGAAACUGGAGUCAAAAACGAGUCUCUGUGAUAAACUGGAGAAGCAGUUUAUAGCAGAGCAACAGCGGAGACUCGGUCUGCAGUCUGAGCUCAACAGGGUUAAGGAUCUCAUCACGUUAGAAAAUAUGGAAGACACCGAGCCAAACGAGUUUUUAAUAAACUGCAGGUCCCAAGGAGAACUUCCACAAUCCGUCAGCAGCAAACGGGAAAAGAUCUCCAAGUGGAGAUGCUUCAAGAAGUGUAUAACUCCGACGUGUCUCCGUAAACACAAACGCACAUCUGACGACUAA